This is a messenger RNA of Oldenlandia corymbosa var. corymbosa, 663 nucleotides long. The record is from the annotation of a GenBank genome assembly. Lineage: Eukaryota; Viridiplantae; Streptophyta; Magnoliopsida; Gentianales; Rubiaceae.
AUGCAUUCUUCUUCCUCUGCUUCUUCUGCCACUCAUGUAUCCUUGUACACUGCUAACCCUUCAUUGAAAUCCCAAUUUGCAGUCCGAAGAAAGCCAAUAACUAUCCAUUUUAAAGCUCCAGCAAAAUCCUUUGGCAAGUUUCCCACUAUUGCAUGCAAAGCUACUGAUGAUACUAAUAGCAAUUCUGUCCAAUCUCCUUCUUCAAUCACCGACUUUGAUCUCUAUGAUCUUUUCGGGGUGGACAAUGAUUGUAAUCAAGCACAAAUAAAACUUGCUUAUAGAGCUUUGCAGAAGAAAUGCCACCCUGAUAUUGCUGGUCCAGCUGGGCAUGACAUGGCAAUUGUACUCAACGAAGCUUAUGCUGUUCUUUCUGAUCCACCCUCCCGCUUGGCGUAUGAUAAGGAACAUGCAAAGUUUUCAGAUUUUCGAGGCUUCACGGGCAAGCCAAUGUAUUCAGUUUGGUCGGGAUCGGAAAGUGAGAAGAGGGCUGUGUUUGUUGAUGAAGUCAAGUGUGUGGGUUGCUUAAAGUGUGCCUUAUUUGCCGAGAAAACAUUUGCCGUGGAAUCCAUUUAUGGAAGAGCAAGAGUUGUUGCGCAGUGGGCAGAUCCCGAAGACAAAAUUCAAGCAGCCAUCGAAACUUGCCCAGUCGAUUGCAUCUCGUAA